GGAUCCUGUGUUGCUUUGGAUAGAAGAGAGACAUGGAGCUGCCUCACGUAGAGGUGGCCUGGCGGCAUUACAACCAAUGUUAGGGCAUUAUGGUAAAGCUACUCUUACCGUCUUCUCGAGCUUAUAUAGAGCAGCAGGUGCACGCAUUCUCCAGUUUACCCAGGUACCCUUCUCAACUAUAAUAACUGUCAUGCAAGCUUCAUUUCCGGGGAAGAUGGAGCAGAAGAUGCUCCAAAUAAUCCAGAAGGUCAAAAGUUUGAGGGAGCUGAAGCAGAUUCAUCUCCAGAUUAUUGUACAUUCUCUGGGAGAAAACAGUUUUAUCCUUGCCAAGCUCAUGGAUCUCUCUUCAGCUUUCCACUCCCUAAACUAUGCCAUGCGGAUCUUCCAGAAUGCUCGAAGCCGGAAUGUCGUUGUGCAUAAUACCAUGAUCAAAUGCUUUGUCGAGAAAGGAUGCCAGAAUGAAGCCUUCUCCGCUUGCAACAAGAUGAGGGCUUUGGGAAUUCCACCGAACAACUUCACCUUCUCUUUCCUCCUGAAAGCCUGCGAAUCCUUGGAGUCUUUGAAGUGGAGUAAAGGAGUUCAUUGCCUAAUUCUAAGAUUUGGAUUUGGGUGCUAUAUCUUUGUUCAGAAUGCCCUCUUAGGUACUUACGCGAGAUGUACCAAGGAUAUUGACUUGGCCCGUCAAUUAUUUGAUGAUAUGUCUGAAAGGGAUGUGGUUUCAUGGAAUUCGAUCAUUGGGGCGUACAUGGAACGUAGGGACAUGGCACGGGCUAUGGCUAUUUUUGAGUUGAUGCCUGAGAGGAAUGUUGUUUCUUGGAAUUCAGUUAUCACGGGUCUUUCUCGGAUUGGAGACAUGGCCUCAGCUCGAUCGGUGUUUGACCAGAUGCCAACGAGGAACACUAUUUCGUGGAAUACCUUGAUCUCAGGAUAUGUGAUGAGCGGUGAUGUUUCGGCUGCAAAAUCGAUUUUUGAUCAGAUGGAAGACAAAGAUGUGGUUUCUUGGACAACUAUGAUAUCGGCUUAUACCAAAAUUGGUGAUUUAGAAUGUGCAAGGAAGGUCUUCGAUGAAAUGCCAGUGAAAAAUGUGGUUUCAUGGAAUGCAAUGAUAGCGGGAUACAAUGAGAACUGUCGAUUUAACGAGGCACUGAGCAUGUUUCAAUUGAUGUUGCUAGAGAGGAGGUUUCCGCCAGAUGAGGCUACCCUCACCAGUGUCAUCUCAGCCUGUGCUCAUUUGGGAAGUCUUGAGCAUGGAAAUUGGAUCCACUCCUACAUAAAGAAGAACAACAUUCACCUAACAAUUGCACUGGGAAAUGCUCUUAUUGAUAUGUUUGCAAAGUGUGGGGACAUCAAGUAUUCUGAGUCUGUGUUUAAACAGAUGCCAAGAAAAUGCAUCAUAACAUGGACAACGAUGAUCUCAGGCUUAGCUUACAAUGGGCAAUGUAGAGAUGCUUUGGCCCUUUUCGAGAGAAUGAGCAUGAAAGGAAUGGAAGUUGAUGAUGUUAUCUUCAUUGCUGUUUUAUCUGCAUGCACUCAUGGAGGCUUUGUUGAAGAAGGUCAGAUCAUAUAUAAACAAAUGGUGGAAAAAUAUGGCAUUCGGCCAAGAAUGGAGCAUUAUGGAUGCAUGGUAGACCUCCUUGGCCGUGCAGGGAAGUUGGAAAAAGCACUCAAAUUUAUUCAGAACAUGCCCAUGGAGCCCAAUGCUGUUUUAUGGGCAACUUUGCUCAGUUCUUGCGUUUCUCAUGGAGCUCAAGAGUUGGUAGAGUUUGUCAGUCAAAAAAUUGUUGAUUUAGAGCCACUGAGUUCUUGCUAUCAGGUUCUGGUUUCAAACUCCGGUGCAGUAGAAGGAAAGUGGGACAGUGUUGUGAAUGUUCGUGCAAUGAUGCGAAAGGAGGGAAUAAAAAAAGUGCCUGGUUGUAGUUCAAUCCAAGUGGGUGGAGAGGUCCAUGAGUUCCUGGUCAAGGAUACAAGGCACAAGAGGAGGAAGGAGAUCUAUGAUGCCUUGGAUGGAUUAACAGAGCUAAUGAGACAAUUAGGCUACACGCCUUUCAGAGGCCAACUUGGCUUAUUGUAUGCUAAUGCAGACUUGUAGCUGUUGAUAUGCCGAGGAGAAAGUAUCAUCUGUUUGUGCAUGAGAAGUUUUGUGCCGAAAUUGACAAACAGCAUAUAUAUAUAUAUAUAUAUAUAUAUAUAUAUAUAUAUAUGCAAAACAGAGUGUCCAUCAACAACAUAAUCGGAUGCAUAUUCAUCAGAUUUCUAACACCAUGAGGCCGAUCUGUUUAACUGUGCUGAUACAAAGAUCAACCGUGCACCUGCCUGUCAGCUGCUUAUUCUCUGCUCAAGUCAAGGAGUUAGUUCUUUGAUUGGUGUGCAACCUCAAGCAGUCAUUUGGAUUACCUGCCACACUGGAUGUUUAUCGGUACAUGUUUGGUAUCUGAAACUUUCAGAAGAAGUGUUUCUAUUUAUAUAAUCUUAACUUUCAGGUAAUUUUUGUAUAGUUCUGCACCGUUCUUUCUAAAUUCUAGAUCCAAAUUUUCCCUUAAUACCAUAGAAAAAAUAAAAUAUAUUGUAGCUAAGUUCUUUAGAGCUUCUCAGCUGAGGACAUUAGUCCUUUCCUUUGUAGAACAAUCAAUAUUUGUCAUAAAUCUCCUACUUGUUUCCUGAA
Messenger RNA from Musa acuminata AAA Group (dessert banana), 2662 nucleotides. RefSeq names its product pentatricopeptide repeat-containing protein At3g29230-like. Gene Ontology annotation, cellular component: intracellular membrane-bounded organelle. The transcript is spliced from 2 exons. Bases 77 to 2089 code for a protein of 670 amino acids. Gene Ontology annotation, biological process: RNA modification. The record is from RefSeq and is a predicted model, not a curated record. Lineage: Eukaryota; Viridiplantae; Streptophyta; Magnoliopsida; Zingiberales; Musaceae. Gene Ontology annotation, molecular function: RNA binding; protein binding.